Callorhinus ursinus (northern fur seal) is the source of this 1660-nucleotide messenger RNA. The record is from RefSeq and is a predicted model, not a curated record. Lineage: Eukaryota; Metazoa; Chordata; Mammalia; Carnivora; Otariidae.
AUGGCUCUACUCAGUCUGCCCACCUUCCUGGUGGCUUGUGUGGCUUUCCUGCUGUUCAUCUUUGUGUGGAGAAGAGAAGGCACUCAUGGGCUUUUGCUCCCGCCUGGUCCUCCUCCUCUUCCCAUCAUUGGGAAUAUCCUGCAGGUGAAACUUUGGGACCUGCCCACCUCUCUCUCCAGGCUGGCUGAACAGUAUGGUCCUGUGUACUCACUGCGUCUGGGCCCCCAUCCAAUCAUCGUGCUACAUGGACACGAGGCUGUGAAGGAUGCCCUGUGCGGUCAGGCGGUCAACUUUGGAGGCAGAGGAAGGUUCCCCAUCAUGGAUAAUGCCCUCAGAGGAUACGGGAUUGUUUUCAGUCACAGCCAGCGGUGGAAGCAACUGCGCCGGUUUACUCUCAUGAUCCUGCGGAACCUUGGGAUGGGGAAGAGGAGCAUGGAGGACCACAUCCAGGAAGAAGCCCAACACCUGGUGCAGGCCCUCACACAGACAGAGGCUCAGCCUGUGGACCCUACUUUCAUCCUCGCUUGUGCUCCCUGCAACAUAAUCAGCUCCAUCCUCUUUAAGGAGCACUUCGACUACCAAGAUGAAGAAUUCCUGCAGCUGAUUAUGUUGCUGAAUGAAAACUUUUCCAUAGUGAGCUCCUUCUGGGCGCAGCUCUACAAUUUGUGGCCAUCGUUCAUUCACUAUCUUCCUGGGCGACACCAGAAAUUUUUUAAAAACGUUCAGAAUAUAAUAAAUUUCAUUUUGGAGAGAGUGGCACAGCAUCAAGGGACUCUGAAGCCUGAGCAGCCCCAGGAUUACACCGACUGCUUCCUCAACAGGAUGGAGGAGGAAAAACACAAUCCAUAUUCUGAAUUUAAUUCAGAGAACCUAGUAGCUGUUGGCUUUAAUCUGUUCAGCGCUGGCACCGAGACAGUCACCAGCACCCUGCGGCUAGCACUGCUGAUCCUGCUGAAACACCCAGAGGUGGAGAGUAGAGUUCACGAGGAAAUCGACAAAGUGGUGGGCCGGGACCGGGUCCCCUGCAUGAGCGACAGGGCCCAGAUGCCCUACACAGAUGCCGUGGUGCACGAGGUCCAGAGGUACAUCAAUCUCAUUCCCUCCAAUCUGCCUCAUGCUGUGAUUCAGGACACCAAGUUUAGACAGUUCUUCAUUCCUAAGGGCACAACUGUGUUCCCAUUGCUCUCUUCUGUGUUGUAUGACAGUAAAGAGUUUACAAACCCACAAAGGUUUGAUCCGAACCAUUUUCUGGAUAAAAAUGGCAGCUUUCGGAAGAGUGACUUCUUCAUCCCCUUCUCUAUUGGAAAACGGGCAUGUCUUGGAGAAGGUCUUGCUCGAAUGGAGAUAUUUUUAUUCCUGACCACCAUUCUGCAAAAUUUUACUUUAAAGCCUGUUGUUGAUGAAAAGGAGCUGAGCACUGACCCAAUGUUUAAUGGAUUCUUGAACAUUCGUCAGUCUUUCAAGCUCUGUUUCUUACCCAGAUUGAAAUAAAAAACAAACAAGAGGAAAGCAGGACAGUCAAUCAAACAAAAAUCUCUCUCUACCCAUGGGUGUUAGCAUCACUGGUUAAAAAACCCUGCAAGAUGGGGGCGCCUCGGUGGCUCAGUCAUUAAGCGUCUGUCUUCGGCUCAGGUCAUGAUCCCAGGGUCCUGGAAUUGAG